This is a messenger RNA of Amaranthus tricolor (Joseph's coat), 1470 nucleotides long. Its product is annotated as NADPH-dependent aldehyde reductase 1, chloroplastic-like. The transcript is spliced from 4 exons. The record is from RefSeq and is a predicted model, not a curated record. Bases 149 to 1159 code for a protein of 336 amino acids. NCBI's taxonomy places the organism in Eukaryota, Viridiplantae, Streptophyta, Magnoliopsida, Caryophyllales, Amaranthaceae. Gene Ontology annotation, molecular function: oxidoreductase activity.
AAUGAUCAAUCCUUAAGACACGUUGCAUUACGUUAAAUGAGCAAUCCCAUGAAUCAUGAUUUCCCAUUUUAGUGACCACAACCAUGCAUGAAGAACAAUAUAAAUAGCUAAAUUUAGAAAGAGUUUGAUCGAUCAUUUUGUUGUUUGUAUGUUUUUGCGUGGAGUAGUAACAUCUAGGGCUGUAACAGCAGCAAGUAUUUCUCUGGUCUCUACUGGGAGGUUGUAUCCGAUCGUGAAGCGUGUGAGUGGAAGGCAAGAACAAUUGCACAAGGUUAGAAUGGCGUCUGAUGGUGAUAAAUUUCCUGCGCAAAGGCAGCAGACUCAGCCUGGAAAAGAGCAUGCUAUGGAUCCUAUUCCUGAGGCUCUACGACAAGAUUACAAGCCUGCCAAUAAGCUUCUGGGGAAAGUGGCUUUAGUGACAGGAGGAGACUCAGGAAUAGGAAGAGCAGUGUGCCAAUGCUUUGCUAUGGAAGGCGCAACAAUAGCUUUUACUUAUGUCAAAGGCCAAGAAGACAAGGAUGCUCAAGACACCAUUCAAAUGAUCAAGAAGAACAAAUCAUCUGAUGCCAAAGACCCUAUCUCUAUCCCUGCUGAUUUAGGAUACGACGAAAACUGUAAGAGGGUUGUCGAUGAAGUGGUAAAUGCAUUUGGACGCAUAGAUAUCCUGGUCAAUAACUGUGCCGAGCAGUAUGAAUGCACUACUGUUGAGGAGAUUGAUGAGCCUAGACUUGAAAGGGUGUUUAGGACCAACAUUUUCUCAUACUUCUUCCUUGCAAGGCAUGCGCUGAAGCAUAUGAGGGAAGGAUCUAGUAUCAUAAAUACAACAUCAGUGAAUGCAUACAAGGGUAAUGCCAAGCUGUUGGAUUACACCUCUACCAAAGGUGCAAUAGUGGCCUUUACCCGAGGACUAGCUUUGCAGCUUGCAGAGAAGGGAAUCCGUGUCAAUGGAGUUGCACCCGGACCUAUAUGGACUCCAUUGAUUCCGGCCUCUUUCUCAGAGGACAAAGUCAAAAGUUUUGGGUCUCAGGUGCCUAUGAACAGGGCAGGGCAGCCUAGUGAAGUUGCCCCGUCGUACGUGUUCCUUGCUUGUAAUGCAGACUCUUCUUACAUAACUGGGCAAGUCCUCCAUCCUAAUGGUGGGGCUAUUGUGAAUGCUUAGAACUUGAUCAUGAAUGGUUUGUUAUGCUGAUUAAGGGAUGUUUUUGGGGUCUGUGCAGCCGGUUUUAAACAGUUUAACGGAAGGUUUAAUAAAAGAAUUAGUGGAGUAGACGUUUUUCAUAUGGGUGUAUGGGAAGUCAGAAGACUAAAGAAUAGAAACACUCAUCUUGUUUUGCUAUGUUAAAAGAGCUUUAAAGAGCUCAUGUAUAAUAAGAAUGUAUUAUAAGAAUGUCCCUUUACAGAAGCAGCACUGUAAAAUGUGCAUAAAAGAUAAUGAUAAUGACAAUUAAUAAAUAAGAUAACAUCAUGUAA